This is a messenger RNA of Lactuca sativa (garden lettuce), 5777 nucleotides long. RefSeq names its product brefeldin A-inhibited guanine nucleotide-exchange protein 3. Gene Ontology annotation, biological process: regulation of ARF protein signal transduction. Lineage: Eukaryota; Viridiplantae; Streptophyta; Magnoliopsida; Asterales; Asteraceae. The record is from RefSeq and is a predicted model, not a curated record. Gene Ontology annotation, cellular component: trans-Golgi network; cytosol. Gene Ontology annotation, molecular function: guanyl-nucleotide exchange factor activity.
UAUUGUAGACUUCGCAUCAGAACUCGGAAGACCAGAAAAAAGUACUGCGUGAUCCAACUCCAUAUCAGGCUACACACAAACACUUUACUCAGACGCAAUCGCCACCUCAGAUCACCAUCGUCGACAUCGGAGCCACCGUACUUUACUUCAACUAGAUCAUCAUAGUUGACCGUAUCGUGGCCAGAUCUAACCCGAGAGACUGAGGGGAUGGCUUCUCCGGAAGUCGAUUCCCGCCUUAUCAACAGCGUUCUAGUUCCAGCCCUAGAGAAGAUAAUCAAGAACAGUUCGUGGCGCAAACACUCUAAACUUGGUAACGAAUGCAAAUCUGUACUCGAACGCAUUACAUCUCCUGAAAAACCUCCUCCGCUAUCCCCUACUUCCCCUUCGUCAGAGGAAAAUCAAUCAGAUGCCGAGUCGUUAUCACAUUCACAACUUUCCGGCGUGCUGCACGGUUCUGGCGCCUUCGAACUAAGCCUAGCCGAAUCGGAACUUAUUUUAAGUCCUAUUAUCAAGGCUUGCUCUUCGGGAGAUCCGAAGAUCGCUGAGCCAGCUUUAGAUUGUAUACAGAAAUUGAUAGCUCAUGGAUAUCUACAUGGCGAAUCGGAUCCUACCGGUGGAUCCGACGCGAAGCUGUUGUCCAGAUUGAUCGAAUCGGUUUGUAAGUGUUGUGAUUUGGGAGAUGAGGGAGUGGAGUUGUUGGUUUUGAAGACAAUUUUAUCAGCUGUGACGUCUAUUCAGCUGAGGAUACAUGGUGAUAGUUUAUUGCAGAUUGUGAGAACUAGUUACGAUAUUUAUCUCAGCAGUAAGAAUGUGGUCAAUCAGACGACGGCAAAGGCUUCCUUGAUCCAGAUGCUUGUGAUUGUGUUUAGGAGGAUGGAGGCGGAUUCUUCUACAGUGCCAGUGCAGCCGAUAGUGGUUGCCGAGUUGAUGGACCCGCCGGAAAAGGGGGGAGAUGAUGAUGCAUCAAUGGCAAUGUUUGUUCAAGGGUUUAUUAGCAAGGUUAUGCAUGAAAUAGAUGGGGUUUUGAAUCAGGGAACUCCGGUAGCAUCUAAUGGUGGUGUGCAUGAUGGGGCGUUUGAGACCAAGACAUCGACUACAGAGUCAACAAAUCCUGCUGAUUUGUUGGAUUCUACUGAUAAGGAUAUGUUGGAUGCCAAGUAUUGGGAGAUGAGCAUGUAUAAAACAGCUUUGGAGGGGCGGAAAGGAGAGUUGGCAGAUGGGGAGGGGGAGAGGGAGGAUGAUCAGGAUGUGCAGAUUGGGAAUAAGCUCAGAAGGGAUGCGUUUUUGGUGUUUAGGGCUCUAUGUAAGCUAUCAAUGAAGACUCCUCCGAAAGAGGCACUGGCAGACCCUCAGUUGAUGCGGGGGAAAAUUGUUGCAUUGGAGUUACUUAAGAUUUUGCUGGAGAAUGCUGGGGCCAUUUUUAGAACUAGUGAAAGAUUUUUGGGUGCCAUUAGGCAGUACCUAUGCCUGUCUUUGUUGAAGAACAGUGCAUCGACCCUUGUGAUUAUCUUCCAGCUCUCCUGUUCAAUUUUCUUUAGCUUGAUUUCAAGAUUCAGAGCUGGAUUGAAAGCAGAAAUUGGAGUAUUCUUUCCAAUGAUAGUUCUUAGGGUUCUAGAAAAUGUUGCCCAACCUAAUUUCCAGCAGAAGAUGAUCGUACUUCGAUUUUUUGAAAGACUUUGUGUCGAUUCACAGAUCUUGGUAGAUAUAUUUAUCAACUAUGAUUGUGAUGUCAAUUCAUCAAACAUAUUUGAGAGGACGGUAAAUGGACUUCUUAAAACGGCUCAAGGGGUCCAACCUGGGGCUGCAACUACUCUUUUACCACCUCAAGAUGCAGCCUUGAAACAUGAAGCAAUGAAGUGCUUAGUGGCUAUUUUAAAAUCAAUGGGGGACUGGAUGAACAAACAACUGCACAUUCCGGAUCCUUACUCAGAUAAAAAAUUUGAGGUUGUUGAGAACAAUCAUGAAACUGGAGAUUCUCCAACAGAAAAUGGGAAUGCAAAUGAAAGUGAGCCUCAGCCUGUUGAUGGAUUGGAUUCUCAUCCAGAAGCUUCUAAUGAAGUUUCAGAUGCUUCAACAAUUGAGCAACGCCGGGCUUACAAACUUGAACUUCAGGAGGGUAUAUCUCUAUUUAAUAGGAAACCUAAAAAGGGGAUUGAGUUCUUGAUCAAAGUGAACAAAGUGGGGAAUUCACCUGAAGAAAUAGCAGAUUUCUUAAAGCAAGCUUCUGGUUUGAACAAGACUUUGAUUGGGGAUUACCUUGGGGAAAGAGAAGAUCUGUCCCUGAAAGUCAUGCAUGCAUACGUUGACUCCUUUGACUUUGAAAAUAUGGAUUUUGAUGAAGCAAUCAGAUCUUUUCUACGUGGAUUCAGAUUGCCUGGUGAGGCACAAAAGAUUGAUAGAAUUAUGGAAAAGUUUGCUGAACGUUACUGCAAAUGUAAUCCAAAGGCAUUCAUUAGUGCUGACACAGCCUAUGUUCUUGCCUAUUCUGUUAUACUUCUCAACACUGAUGCUCAUAAUCCAAUGGUUAAAAAUAAGAUGUCAGUGGAUGAUUUUAUAAAAAACAAUCGUGGCAUAGACGAUGGAAAAGAUUUGUCCCCAGACUACCUGAAAUCUUUAUAUGAACGAAUUUCAAAAAAUGAAAUUAAAAUGAAGGAAGACGAUUUAGCCCUUCAAAAGAAGCAGGCUGUAAAUUCAAACAGGAUUUUGGGUUUAGACAGCAUACUGAAUAUUGUGGUGCGUAAGAGAGGUGAUGAGAAUAAUACAAGCGAUGAUCUCAUGCAACACAUGCAAGAACAGUUCAAAGAAAAAGCACAAAAAUCAGAGUCAGUUUAUUAUGCUGCAACAGAUGUGUUUAUACUGAGAUUCAUGGUGGAGGUGUGCUGGGCUCCUAUGCUGGCUGCUUUUAGUGUUCCACUUGAUCAAAGUGAUGAUGAAAUAGUGAUUGGUCAAUGUUUGGAAGGCUUUCGGUAUGCAAUACAUGUGACAUCAGCAAUGUCAAUGAAGACUCAUCGAGAUGCUUAUGUGACAUCACUCGCAAAGUUUACUUGCCUUCAUUCACCAGCAGAUAUUAAACAAAAGAAUAUAGAGGCCAUCAAGGCAAUGGUUACAAUUGCAUAUGAGGAUGGGAAUUACCUACAAGAAGCCUGGGAGCAUAUUCUAACAUGUGUUUCUCGAUUCGAGCACUUACAUUUAUUAGGUGAAGGGGCGCCUCCAGAUGCCACUUUCUUUGCUGCUAAUCCAAAUGAAAACAACAAAUCACAGUCAAAGUCAAACAUCCUUCCUGUUCUUAAAAAAAAGGGAGCUGGAAGGAUUCAGCAGGUGGCUGCAGCCAUGAGAAGAGGUACAUAUGACAGUGCUGCUGGCAUUGGUGGCAAUGCUUCUGUAGGGAUCACACCAGAACAAGUCAAUAAUUUGGUCUCUAACUUAAGCAUGCUGGAACAAGUUGGAGAAAUGAAUCGUAUAUUCACAAGGAGUCAGAAAUUAAACAGUGAGGCUAUAAUUGACUUUGUGAAGGCACUUUGUAAGGUGUCUAUGGAGGAGUUGCGCUCUACUUCUGAUCCUAGAGUCUUCAGCCUCACAAAGAUAAUUGAGAUCGCACACUACAAUAUGAACCGAAUCAGGCUUGUGUGGACAAGCAUCUGGAAUGUGCUGUCUGAUUUUUUCGUGACCAUAGGCUGUUCUGAGAAUUUGUCAAUUGCAAUAUUUGCAAUGGAUUCCUUACGGCAGUUAUCCAUGAAGUUUCUAGAGCGGGAAGAGUUGACCAAUUACAAUUUCCAGAAUGACUUCAUGAAGCCUUUUGUGAUUGUCAUGCGCAAAAGCAGUGCUGUUGAAAUUAGAGAAUUAAUAAUCCGGUGUGUCUCUCAGAUGGUCUUAUCACGUGUCAACAAUGUCAAAUCCGGAUGGAAAAGCAUGUUUAUGGUGUUUACAGCAGCAGCUUCUGAUGAGCAUAAAAGCAUUGUACUUUUGGCCUUUGAAAUAAUCGAGAAGAUAGUGCGAGAUUAUUUCCCGUAUAUCACGGAGACCGAAACAACAACUUUCACAGAUUGUGUAAAUUGUUUAAUCGCAUUCACAAACAAUCGAUCCGAUAAAGAUAUCAGUCUGAGUGCUAUAAGUUUCUUGCGCUUCUGUGCUGCUAAACUUGCUGAAGGAGAUCUUGGAUCCUCUUCAGCGUAUGAGGAGGACAAGGAAGCUUCUGAAAAGAUUGCCCCUUCGCCACGUCAGCAAGGAAAAGAGUUGCCAGACAAGGAUGAUCAUCUUUACUUCUGGUUUCCGUUAUUGGCUGGAUUAUCCGAGCUAAGCUUCGACCCUCGACCCGAGAUCAGAAAAAGUGCACUCCAAGUACUCUUUGACACCUUACGAAACUACGGUCAUCACUUCUCUCUACCAUUAUGGGAGCGUGUCUUUGACUCCGCACUCUUCCCCAUCUUUGACUAUGUCCGUCAUGCUUCCGAUCAUGAUCAUGAUCAUUCCUCACUCCACCCACCACCCACUGGUUCCAGUGCUGCUGAUGUGGACGAAUAUGAACUCGAUCAAGACUCAUGGCUAUACGAAACAUGCACACUCGCCCUCCAAUUGGUCAUGGAUCUUUUUGUCAAUUUCUACGACACCGUGAAUCCCCUUCUGGAAAAGAUUCUUUCGUUGUUGGUGAGUUUCAUCAAGCGGCCCCACCAAAGCCUUGCGGGUAUUGGUAUUGCUGCUUUUGUCCGUUUGAUGAGUAGUGCUGGGGAGUUUUUCACUGAUGAUAAAUGGGUUGAAGUGGUUUUGGCUCUUGAACAAGCUGCUAAUCAAACACUUCCUGAUUUCUUCAUUAUUCUUGAUAAAGAUGGAUUGGAGUUGAAAUAUAAACAAGAAGAUGUUUCAAUGGGAGAAACUCAGGAUGACGACAAAGAUCGCCUUUAUGCUGCUAUUUCUGAUGCCAAGUGUCAUGCUGCGGUUCAACUUCUAUUAAUCCAGGCAAUAACAGAGAUCUACAACAUGUAUAGACAUCACCUGUCAACAAGCAACACCAUAACCUUGUUUGAUGCAGUCCACAAAGUAGCAACACACGCCCACACCAUAAACACCAACACCACAUUACGAUCAAGUUUACAAGACCUGGCCCACAUAACCCAAAUGCAAGACCCACCGUUGCUCCGUCUGGAAAACGAAUCCUACCAAAUCUGCCUGAAUCUAAUCCAAAAUCUCACACUUGAUAAACCACCCUUUUACAACGAAUCAAAGGUCGAGUCAUCUCUCGUUUCCCUUUGCCAAGAAGUGCUUCAAUUCUACAUCGAAUUAGCACUUCCUAGACAAAUGACGGAUUCGUCCCCUACCACCCCUAGGUGGUUGAUUCCGUUGGGGUCUGGUAAGAAACGAGAGCUUGCGGCUCGUGGUCCUCUGAUUGUUGUGACUUUGAAGACUAUUUGUAGUUUGGGUGAUUCGGCAUUUGAGAAACAUCUUGGGGGAUAUUUUCCUUUGAUUUCCAGCUUGAUAAAAUGUGAGCAUGGGUCGACUGAUGUUCAGGUGGCUCUGAGCGAGAUGUUGAGGUCUUCGGUUGGGCCUGUUUUGAUGCGUUCCUGUUGAUAGUAUUUGAUAUAAUGAUAUUUUCAAAUUUCAAAUUGUGUGUAAUAUUGUGAUUGUUCAUGGCACUUGUUUUAUUUUUAUUAUUAUUAGUUGUAGUCAGGGAAGGGAAGUUGGCAUCUUUUAGGAAUUAAUACGUCUGUCUGUCUGUCUGAUAAGGAAAGGAAUUUUGUUGUAUCGUUCUGGGCUAUGGAUUCCACCAUGUUGUAACGUGCGUA